AACACCUUGUUGGGUGCCCAGCUGAGCCAGGACCUCCCCCAAUCUGGCUCCUCCUCCGUGUUUCAGGAACAAAAACUUGAGGACGUGACUGCUCGCGGGAGGGAGCGGUGCUCCAGGCCUUCACCGCUCCAGCCUGGUUGGGAGGGAGCCAAGAUAGAGCGUCUGCUCCAUGACCUCUCCACAGUACAGCUCUUGAGAUUAGCAGUUGGAAAAGGGCAGGAAGACUUCUCAGUAGAGGGCCACGCUGCCGAGGAUGUGGGGCUCUUCACUGCUUGGGGCUGGACAAGGUUCUGCGGGGAGUGCCUCCAGCCAUGUCUGCAGGUGCCAUCCCCUCUGUGCCCGCUCUGCCGCCUGCCCUUCGACCCCAAGAAAGUGGACAAGGCCACCCAUGUAGAGAAGCAGCUCUCAUCUUACAAGGCACCCUGCCGGGGUUGCAACAAGAAGGUGACUCUGGCAAAAAUGAGAGUGCACAUUUCCUCCUGCCUGAAGGUCCAGGAGCAGAUGGCUAACUGCCCCAAGUUCGUUCCUGUGCUGCCCACAUCCCAGCCCAUCCCCAGCAAUAUCCCCAACCGGUCCACCUUUGCUUGCCCAUACUGCGGAGCCCGCAACCUGGAUCAGCAGGAGCUGGUGAAGCACUGUGUGGAGAGUCACCGCAGCGACCCCAACCGUGUGGUGUGCCCCAUCUGCUCGGCGAUGCCCUGGGGGGACCCCAGCUACAAAAGCGCCAACUUCCUGCAGCACCUGCUGCACCGGCACAAAUUCUCCUACGAUACCUUCGUGGACUACAGCAUCGACGAAGAAGCCGCCUUCCAGGCUGCCCUGGCUCUGUCCCUCUCUGAGAACUGAGGCACAGCCUGGCCACCCGCCUCAAGUCUGGGGCCGCAGACACAGUCCCGCCUCAAGGGACGGGGUGAUGGCCCUCCUGCCCUGGCACCUGCGUGGGAACGCGCCUUACCGGGCUAAGUGGAAUUUCACACAAGGAGAGCUGGUCUCAGAGCCCCCAGGGCUGGGAUGCCGGCUAGCUGGCCCCCUGCCAUCAAGCAGGACCACUGGGUCCUGGCCAGCAGCACUGGGUCCUCGGUGCUUCAAGAGGCAGGUGCUGGCCAUUGGGGUAGAGCAGUUGGCUGCCUUGCCCAGCCAUGAUAUCCUCGUGUGGAGAAGGAUGAGGUGCCCUAAGCUGUGCCCCAGCAGGACCAGGGGAGGAGGCACCCAGCCAGGCUGCCAGCCCACCCGGUCCCCAGCUUUGCUUCCACCGUAAGCAUUUGGUACUGGCUUUUGUGAUAUUUAGGAACCCUGCGUUUUUCUAUCUUAUCCUGUGUGAUAAUCUUUUCACGUUUUAUAGAGCAAAGACAAAGCAGUUCCUCUUCAUACCGCAAUACCUGUGUUUGACUAGGAAGAACAGUAUUUUUAUGGAGCAUUUACAAAGUUAUAUUUUUUAAAAAAAAAUAGUCAAAAAUAAACACUUGUGUGGGAUCGAUCAGUACACAGUGAAGGAGAAGUGGGCAUAGCCAGCGCUUCCUCUGUGUGUGAGACAGGUGGUGUCCCCAAGCCACUCGCUUUUUGAGGAGGAGGAGGAGGAGGUUCUUGUUUGCUGUUUUCUUUUUGAUGGUGACCCUGAAGAAAUCUUCGCACUCCUGGCCACUUGCUGUGGCUGCUCCCAGCAGAUGUAGGACAGUCCAGGCAGAAGGGGGCCCUUCCCCUGCCCCAGGAACUGUCCAUGGCUCCCUGUCACCUUCCAGAGCCAACCACAUCCCUCCUCAGGCAGGGACUGCCCUUAACAGUGGUAGAGCCCUCAGAGGCCAGAGAAGCCUGCUUGGUGGGAGGUCAGGUUAGAAAAUACUUGUCGGCAUCUUGUUCUGUUCAUGGCAUAAAUUGCUGUCUUUUCAAAAGAGUUUCAAUAAAUUGUUUCCAAGCAUCCA
Messenger RNA from Peromyscus maniculatus bairdii (prairie deer mouse), 1919 nucleotides. It is a transcript of the gene Rnf166, whose product is annotated as ring finger protein 166. Gene Ontology annotation, biological process: protein polyubiquitination; ubiquitin-dependent protein catabolic process. The record is from RefSeq and is a predicted model, not a curated record. Gene Ontology annotation, molecular function: ubiquitin protein ligase activity. Lineage: Eukaryota; Metazoa; Chordata; Mammalia; Rodentia; Cricetidae.